Jaminaea rosea is the source of this 1071-nucleotide messenger RNA. RefSeq names its product concanavalin A-like lectin/glucanase. The transcript is spliced from 2 exons. The record is from RefSeq and is a predicted model, not a curated record. Gene Ontology annotation, biological process: fungal-type cell wall organization; carbohydrate metabolic process. NCBI's taxonomy places the organism in Eukaryota, Fungi, Basidiomycota, Exobasidiomycetes, Microstromatales. Gene Ontology annotation, molecular function: chitin binding; glycosyltransferase activity; hydrolase activity, hydrolyzing O-glycosyl compounds. Gene Ontology annotation, cellular component: fungal-type cell wall. Bases 1 to 1071 code for a protein of 356 amino acids.
AUGCGCUCUCUCCUCUCCUCGUCCUUUGCGACGCUCGCCUUGGUGGGCUUGCUAUGCCUCACUCUCAACGCGAGCCCAGCCCGAGCAGUCUGCUCUGCCAAUAACAAGUGCGGCCGUGAUGCACCCUGCUGCUCGUCAUCAGGCUACUGCGGCUCAUCAGCAGAAUACUGUCUCGCCAACUGCAACCCCAUCGGCUCCCUCUCCCCUUCCUCCUGCGCAGCAAUGCCCACCUGCCAAAACACGCACAUAGACUUCACCGACAAUCGUAAGCAUUGGGUCAACCUCAAGGGCUUCAACGGCGACGCCUCUCUCGCCCCACUCACCCUCGACUCGGGCAACAUCAAGCUCACCAACGAAGGUGCCGUCAUGCAGCUCACAAAGGCCAACCAAGACGUCGGCACACAACUCUCCACGACUCGCUACCUCUACUACGGCGAAGUGAGCGCCACAUUCAAGCACACCAACAAUGCGGGCAUCGUAGGAACCAUGAUCCUCAUGUCGCCUACACACGACGAACUCGACUAUGAGUUCACGACAGCCAAUCGCCACGAGGUACAGACCAAUGCCUUUUACCGGGGUCAGACGUCGGACAAUGAUGCAAACGCAGAGACAAUUCCUGCGUCUGCUAUGGGCGGCAAGUCAUUUACCACCUCGGACUUCCAUACGUACACGAUCAAGUGGUCUCCGACGACAAUUCACUGGAGUGUCGACGGCAAGGUAGUCCGCACCAUCGCUCGCAGCUCGCGCCGCGUAGCCAAGACGAAGAAGACGGCAGCCCACUACGCCUACCCAGCUACUCCAGCUCGCGUCCAGCUGUCAAUCUGGUGUGCCGGCUGCCCGGGCAAUGCGCCUGGGACUCGAGCCUGGUCUGGUGGGAAGCCAGAUUGGUCAAAGGCAGAGAAGGUUGAUGGAAAGCAGGCAUUCACCGUCACCGUCAAGAGCCUGGAUGUCAAGUGCGACACGCCGGCUAGCAUUGGCAGCAGUCCGGCGAUGAGCUUUGCGGGUGGCGCCUUGGACUCGGAGACGGGAGAGCCGAGGGUCGUACCUACGAAGAGAAAGACGACGAUCUAG